UCAAUGCAGUGUACAGCCUCUGUAUCACCGACAUCUGCUUGUUUCUGCUAUGGAGAAGCAUGCCAUGAUUGUAGAAAUGGUUGCCAUCCUGGAGGGAAGUCCAAUUUUAUUCCCUAACACAACUGUGAGGGGAAGUAAUCCGGUAAUACUCUCCCAUUAGCUUAGGUCAGCAGUAGUGUCAUUGUUAAACCUGAAUUUGAAGGGUGAAGCGGUAUGCAAGUAUAAACUAGUACAUCUGUAUAUUGUUAUAUUUUAUAAAUGGAUCAAAAUCUACUGUAACUAACAGAGGAAAUGCUCACAAAUAAGCCCCCUAUCAGCUUUUAGUUAUUUGGGAGAGGGUUUAUUUGAGGACAAGUUCAUACAUUACAAAUAUUAUAGACAUGGAUUUAUGUCAUAUAAUUGCCAUUAUGCAGUGUAAUAAAGCCAUUACCGGUACAUAAAUUUUGUUAUAGACAUGUUGCUAUGACGUCACAUUAACAAUGGAUUCUUGACCAGAUAUAUGGUGGGAAAUAUGUCAGCAACUAUAAACUCAUAUCUGAAAUCCGCUAUAAAUGGAACUCAUGACAGAUCCUCUAUUUAUGCAUGAUCUACUAACACAUUUAUUACUGUUCUAACUUUUUUGUUGCAUUAAUGAAUUGUUUUGUUCAGUUUGUUUUUAUUUUAUUUUACAGUAGUCAGUACAACAGAAUUUGCUAUGCCUGCCGUGUUGAUUACUCACACGUCUGAACAAGGUCCAUCUAACUCUAACAGAGGAUUCCAAACGAAAUAUCAUUGACAGUUUCGGCAAAGAAAGUGAAAGUGGUCUCCUUGAACAGUUGGCACAUGGUCAUGAUGGAAAGCUCAAUGGUGACAAUCUAGACAUCAGGGUCAACACCAACGAUGUGAGGAUGAACAAUCAUGACAAGGACUAUCAUUUCUUUGCUACCGAUUUUACCUUGGAUCGCGUUGAAUUGAAAGGACUAAAUACAGAAACUCCCCAAGUUGGUGAUGUGCCGGUCACUUGUUUUAUUCCUUCUGACAACGAGAAAGACCUGUUCAAAAACACUUUGAAAAUCCUUUUGGCAAGGGAAAUGGUAACUGUUCCUGGAUUUGAGUGGAUGAACAGCAUACUACCAGAUCACAUUCCACACGAACUUGAAGAUGACAUGGCCAAGAAAUCUGAGAUAUUUCUCCUUCCAGUAUCCCUAAACAACGAGAUUUCAUACUCUGACUGUGUUCACAUCCUGGAUGAGUACACCGAGAUAACCAACCACUGGUAUUCAGCAGCUGGCAGAGGAGGUGAAUUGGAUAAUCUCCAGAUUCCAGUAGGUGGUGAUCAGCUGACAAGAGUCCGAUUACAAGGUGCUAAAGGAUUGAGAGCAGGAGCACGAACAGCAGAGCAGAGGUUUGAAAGGCUCUAUCCAAUGGUGGUGGAAAUGUUUCAUGUACUUCAAGAUUUCUUGGAGAAGCUGUGCAAGAAAUUCCUGAAUUUGUCUAAAGGACGGGAUGCAGGAACCUUAGCCAAUAUGAAGUGCCAGAUUCAACGGUCCAAUGUAAAUGGGAAAGUUAAGAGUCGAUUCAAAGCACAUGAAGACUUUGUGCUGACAUGUGGCCACAGCUAUUUCAUUGCCUACAUCAUGAAGCAUUUCAACAUCACAGAUGGGAAACCAAUGCACCAUGCCCUUCCUGACAAGAUCCGCAGCUUCAUCAAUGCCAAGAAGAGAGAAGUUUUUAACAACAUUAUGGAUGAAGUUGUGGCAGAGAUAUUCAUACCAUUUGAGCUGGAGGAACCAAUCACGGAUGAGAUGCACAUCCAGAUAUCCAUCAUGACGCAGCCACCAGUAGUAUUCACAACUGUGGCACGCCCCGACAAUGGUACUGUGAAUGUAGUGUUGGAUGUUGCAGGAAAAAAGGUAAUUGUGUCUCUCAAAGUGGACACACUACUUCAUGGAUGUCGUGUUAACAUACCAGGAGUGACUGCACCCAUCAAGUUCGUGACAUUUAAACCACCGAAACUUGAGGAUGAUCUCAACAACUAUGUGGUGAAUUUCAUGCAGUGGUAUUUUAUUAUUCUGCAAAUGAAAGAUGCUUUGCACGAGGGAGACAUAUACAGAAUCAAUGUCAUUCUCAAGCAGAUGAUUCCAUUUUUCUACAGUCAUUCUGCUAUGUCGAAAUAUCUAACUGAGUGCAUAGACUAUAUCUUAAAAACAGAACACACUCUAUCACAACAAAUGUCAAUGAAAGUAAGGGCAGCUUCUGUUGUAAAUCCGACCGGUGGUAUUGGAAAUAAUAAGGCUGCAGACCUUCAAAAGGAAAAUGAAGUCAAGUAUUUGAAGGAACUUAUUCGUGGCCUGGGUGCUAACAAAACCGAGAAGGCUAUUGUUAAUGUCACCAGGGCAGCACCAGUAAUAGCGAGUGUGUGUGAUGCCUUUGACGAGCAGACAAAGGUAAAGAACCUGAAGUCAACACACAAGGUCCGUAGUAGGUCAGAUGACACAAGUGCUCUGUUGAAAACACUACAGAAAUUGGAUAUUUGGAGUAUUCAUGGUGGACGUCAGUUGCAACAGAAAGUCAAGCGUUCUCCAUUCGAUUUUCACAGAAGUCAUUUCAAAGGCAUCAUUAAAAACACUAUAAAGAGGUUGUUAAGAGAUCUGCCUGCUAUCCAUGAGGACAGUGACAAAUCUGACAGUGAUGAUGAAUAGUCAAUCUGUUGCGGGUUUUAGUCAUACACGAAUGUAGAUUGUUCAGUAAAUGGUUUUUUUGGUGAUCAUUUGAGAAAAUAUCCAACCAAUUUUAAUAACAUUUUCUUAUAGGAGACAAGUAAAAUUUCAGGGUUUUGACGUCAUUAUUCGCAAUAACAGAUACAUCAUAUUUAUCCAACAAUAAGCCCAUACCGUGUAAUAAGCCCACCCAUGUGAAAUACAUUUCAGUAGAAAUGCUUACAAGUGCUAUUUCAUUGUAUUGUAAUAAGCCCACCCCCUACUUUGAGUCAAGAGUUUAGGUGUUGGACCCCUGGGAUUAUUGCAGGAUAAAUAUGGUAUGCAUAUACACUAUAUAUACAAUAAUGUAUAUAUGUAUUGUAAUGUCAGGAUGCAAAAUUUCAGAGGAAAAUAAUUGCCAAAAAGUCUAUUGAUCAAACAAGCUGGACAGAGAGUAAAGGCUAACAGCAUUACUGUUUAGCUCUAUAGUUCAUCACUAUCAUCCUAAAAUAGGAUAAGUGUACAUGUUUUUUUCCUUACUAUAUACAGUGUAUAGGU
This is a messenger RNA of Pecten maximus, 3236 nucleotides long. RefSeq lists its product as uncharacterized. The coding region runs from base 888 to 2681 and encodes 597 amino acids. The transcript is spliced from 6 exons. NCBI's taxonomy places the organism in Eukaryota, Metazoa, Mollusca, Bivalvia, Pectinida, Pectinidae. The record is from RefSeq and is a predicted model, not a curated record.